GUAGAUUGUUGGUUAAAGCUAUUAUUGCUUUCUAUGCGAACAUUCACUAGGUGGAUCCAUGUGUUAAAUGCAGCAGUGGCCUUCACUCUCGAUGGACAUGCCGUCAUGGCCGAUCGGCAACAAAACCCGAUCAAUGGUGCAAAUCACUGUCGUAAACGUACGAAAGGAUAUCAGUUGAGAGUUCAUUGGGAACAUUGAAUGGUACAGCAUGUGCAAUGCUUUUGUGCAUUCCUUUUUGUGCAGCCUAGGCGUGCUGCCACCAGACCUAGACACCCUCACCUAAAGAAUGCAUCAGGCGUUGGGCCCUUGAGGAGCAUACGCAUGGCAAGAAUUGAGGAUGUGGAAGCAUUAGAAGAGCAGGCUAGGGCCAUUGACUGGAAUUUAGCGCAGCUCGAGGAGGAGCAAAGGAGGACAGCCUGUGACAACCCCAGGUUAUGCACAUUCCUUGUCAGCGAGGACAGUGGUGCCAUGCAAGGAUUUGCCAUUGGGUGGCACGUAGCGGGCGAAUUGCAGGUGAUGGCCCUGGCUGUCAGUGCAAAAAGCAGACGAAGAGGCAUUGGCCAACUGUUGUUACGGGAGCUGCUUGACAUCUCUAGAAGGCAAGGGGACUUCAUAGCUAUGCUAGAGGUAAAGGCGAGCAACCACGGCGCUCUGUUGAUGUAUAGCAAGCUGGGCUUUGAUGAGGUGGGCAGGCGCCCCAGAUACUACUCUGAUGGGGAGGAUGCCCUGCUCUUACAGAAGCAACUGUGAAGGCGCUCACAGAAUUUUGCACAUUAUUUGACU
Molecule: messenger RNA, 783 nt
Organism: Coccomyxa subellipsoidea C-169
Lineage: Eukaryota; Viridiplantae; Chlorophyta; Trebouxiophyceae; Coccomyxaceae
Product: acyl-CoA N-acyltransferase
Exons: 5
Coding region: 199-750 (183 amino acids)
Molecular function (GO): acyltransferase activity, transferring groups other than amino-acyl groups
Source: RefSeq, a predicted model, not a curated record